Molecule: messenger RNA, 1482 nt
Organism: Nicotiana attenuata
Lineage: Eukaryota; Viridiplantae; Streptophyta; Magnoliopsida; Solanales; Solanaceae
Product: F-box/FBD/LRR-repeat protein At1g13570-like
Exons: 5
Coding region: 1-1482 (493 amino acids)
Molecular function (GO): protein binding
Source: RefSeq, a predicted model, not a curated record
AUGGGGUUUGGAGGUGGUGAAUGGCAGCAAGUGGCGACUAGGGUUAUGGUUAGGUUUAGAUUUAGAAAGAUUGAGAGCGGUUAUUGGGAUUUGGGUUGGAGAUAUGGAGAGAGGAGAAGAAGAGGAGGAGAUGGUGAAAAAAUAAGGCCGAUUGGAGGUCGUCCGCCGCCGGUGGACGAUUUCCGGCUGCGGUGCACGGUGGGGAAGCGUGGCGACGCAGAGAGAGGAAUCAGCAUGACUCAAGAUAGAGAAGACAGAAUCAGCGCUCUACCAAGAAACAUUAUAGAUGGUAUUCUUGGGCUCCUGCCUGUAGAAGAUGCGGCAAGAAGUAGUAUUUUGUCCAAAGAAUGGCGAUAUAUUUGGGCCACGCUUCCUUAUCUGGUGCUGGAUAAGCUCUUUUGUAACAAAUUAGCAGCAAGAUCUCAGUACGUCUUCAAAGAAACUAUAGAUAAGAUUCUCUUACAGCAUCUUGGAGACGUUGUGAAAUUUGAUCUCGAUGUCUCAGGAGUACAGUUGUCUUUGUGUCCCGAUAUUGAUAGAUGGAUGCUCUAUGUCACCAGAAACGGUGUCAAGAAGCUAACCCUUAACAUGUCAAAUAAUAGUACUUAUAAACUACCUUCUUAUAUAUAUAAUUGUCCAACACUGACACAUUUGAAACUCUUCAACUGUGUCUUCAAGCCACCAACUUCUUUUCUUGGCUUUCCGAAACUUGUAACACUUCAUCUAGAACAAAUAACCUUUGUGCCAACUGCAGAGUUUUGUGUUAUCAACGCACCACUUCUUGUCCUUCUGGCCUUGAUGUACUGUAACGGUACUAAAUACUUGAACAUUGGUUCAUCGCGGUUGAAUACCUUGGUUGUUUGUGAGAAUCACUAUAAUGUUGAGCUAAGUUGCUUUAUGAACUGCAAAAGUUUGACAGCUUUACACCUUGUGAUACAUAAUUCGAUAUCCGCUGAAAGAUCAAAAUUUGAAAAGCUUCUUAGCUUACCUACACUUAAGGUGCUUAAUUUGACUGCACCUUUCCUUGAGCUUUUGAGUGCAGGUGCAGUUCCACAAGGGCUUCCUUUUACACUCAACUGCUUGUCGAAUCUAAUGUUAGGUGUAAACUUCAGCCAAAUGAGUCAGAUCUCUUACAGCCUCGAGUUGAUUAAGAGCUCCCCCAAUUUGAGUAAACUUGAGAUUUUGGUCAGUGCUUCCAGUGAUACUGUGGAAGCAGUUUCAGAAUAUCUAGACACACCAGACUGCUUGGAUCAACCACUCAACAAGCUCAAAUAUGUGGUCAUACAUCUUUUUACGGGUUCAAAUACUGAAUUGUUUUUCGUAAAGCUAUUGUUUGCUCGUUGUCCAUCUUUGACAAGUAUGAGCAUUAAGCAGGUAAAACCCUCUGGUUCCAAGGAAGAAAGGAAUAUUGUAAUAGAAUUGGCGCGUUUCCGCAGAGCAUCUCCCAAGGCAGAGCUAUUGUAUUUUCCAUACUCGGAUUAG